CGGCGUCGGCCGAGGGCGUGGCGCGCGGCUUCCCCCGCGGCCGCGCCUGCCAUUGGUUUCUCCUGGCAGCGGAGGCUGGGCCAGAGGCACGGCCAGGGAGUGGGAGGGAAAGUUGCUGCCUGCGCCAUGUAGUUCGCACUCGGCGGCGGAGUUUGCACGGGACUGGCUGGAGAGGGAGCCGCGCGCGCCAGGAGAGGCAGCCAGGUAAGGAGGCGCGGGGAGGGGCGGCCAGCGGUGCGAGAAGGGCCCAUCCUGCUGCUGCUGCUGCUAGGACCUCGCUCCUCGUCGCCCAUCCGCGCAGGAAAAGGAGCAGACAGAGAGACGAGUCCGGAUUGGAUCCAGGGGUGGCUGGAUGCGAGAAGGAGCAAACGGAGGACUUUGGGCCCCCCCCCAAGAGCUCCCCCACGAAACAAGACAGGAAGGAACUGCUCUGCAUUGUUCGCUGGGCUCCUGCUCACACCCUGGUGCUGGUGCCACACGCUCUAAGUUGGUUGCACUGAAGAGGAGGGGUUUCUUUGCUCCCACUUCUCCCAGGAGCAUUGACUGUGCCGGGAUUGACCUCUUGGCAGGCUUGCAUUCUCCAGCUUUCCACAGCUUGCACGAAGCGGCCGAAAUCGCUGUGUGAGUGCCACAAAAGAGCAGCCCCUGGCAGAGGCGGUGAUGCUGGGGUGCUCUCUUUGGGGCUCUGCACCCCCCACACCAACUGGGGAGAAGAGAGGAGCCGGGUGGCUUGAACCGCUGCUGCUGCUGGUGGUGGUCCUCUCUGGUUGGGUUUUGGCUCAGCAGACGGCUGAUUGCCCGGGAACUUGCGACUGCUCUGAGGCAGCCAGGACAGUGAAGUGCAUCAACAGGAACCUGACGGAGGUGCCGGUGGGCCUGCCCCGCUAUGUGCGGAACCUCUUCCUCAUGGGCAACCACAUCCAGAACGUCUCGUCCGCCUCGUUCCCCCCGGACACCCUUCUAGAACUCAGCAGCCUCAACCUGAGCGGUAAUCGCCUGCAGUGGGUGGAGGCUGGGACCUUUGCCGGGCUGCCCAGCUUGAAGCACCUGGACCUCAGCGACAACUCCCUCCUCAAGCUCAGCCCCGUGGCCCUGGGCAACACCAGCAGCCCCCUAGAGGAGCUGAACCUGCGCAACUCCCUCUAUAACAACAGCUAUGUGACCGCCGUGGCCCAGCUGCUUCAGCAAGAGGCCUUCCUGAACUUGAAGCGCCUGGACCUGUCCGAAAACACCCUGCUCUACCUGCCCCAGGGCAUGUUCGCUGCGCUACACAGCCUGCAGCACCUGGACCUGCACAACAACUCCCUGGUGAGUCUGCACGGCGUGACGCUCGAGAACCUCCGUCAGCUCCAGAGCGUCAACCUCAGCGGCAAUGCCCUCAAGCGCCUGAGGAACAGCACCCUCCUGCAGCUCCAGGGCCUUCCUCGACUCACCAGCCUCAACCUCACCCACAAUGCCUGGGUCUGCGACUGCAGUAUCGAGGACAUGGUCAGCUGGCUCAAGGAGAGUGACCUGGUGGAGGCCAAGGCAUCCCUCAAGUGCUCUUACCCCAAAGGGAUGGAGAACAGGUCCUUGGUGGCCAUUGAUUUUUCAGAGCUGAGCUGCCCAGAGCCGACCGAUAACCAGACUCAGCUGCAGACCUCUUAUGUCUUCCUCGGGAUAGUCUUGGCCCUCAUCGGUGCCAUUUUCCUCCUGGUUUUGUACUUGAACCGCAAAGGGAUCAAAAAGUGGAUGUACAAUAUCAGGGACGCCUGUAGAGACCACAUGGAGGGCUAUCACUACAGGUAUGAGAUCAACGCAGAUCCCCGGCUAACCAACCUCAGCUCCAAUUCUGAUGUCUGAAGAUGCAUUGCAGGGAAGCAGGCCAAGGGGCACAAUAGCUAUGCAUGGAAUGUAGACUUUAGCUUUACCCCCCUGAAAUGUGUGUGCUUUCUGCUCCCAGCAUACACCCUUCGAGGCAUCGCAGACUUGACAUGCGCCAUACAGAGAAUUAUGCCUACCUGUACAAGUUGCCAUUAUUAUUAUCCACAGUCGAUUGUGCAUGAUAUCAGGCUGUAUGUACGAAAACAUGCUGCUGCUGCUGCUGCUGCUGCCGCCUCCCUGCCUGUUUGCUUUGCAACUUGCUACCAGCCUUUGCUUGGAAACAUCUCUCUCUCUCUCUCUUGGCACCUAAAAAAGAAAAGGACAUUUUCACUCCCCCCACCUCCACCUUCUCCCACUCUGAUGUUCUCAAACCACGAGGGCUUAUUAAAAAGUACGAUUCAACAAAGGCUGCCUCAACUUCUUUUGGGAGAAAUGUUUGAUCCAUCAGUACCCAUGUUGCUUUUAUGCAUCCUGAACGGUGAAGAAUCUUUGUAGUGCACAUGCAUGUUUAGAACAUGCCUUUUUAAAAAGGGAAAAGGAAAGUUCUUUGUAUAAAGAAGCACAUAAAAUAGUGAGCAUGCAAAUAGUUGACAAAUUUACAUGGUAGGCAGGGAGAAACUGAAAACCGCAGUACAAGUGUUUGCAAUUUACAUGAAAACAGGAUUUUUUAAAAAAGGGGGGGGACCCUAUAAACUGCAUGUGAACUGAGUUUGAACUUUUAAAUAAUUCAAUAAAUGCUCUUACAGGAACUUUUGUUUUGCUGAAGUUUGCUGUUUUUAAUGUUCUGAUCUGGAAAUGAAGCACAGUAUGGAAUGGACACAGUUUCUUCAGUGGGGGAAAAAUUAUUUCCCCAUUACAAAACAUGGUGAAGCCUUCAUAUGUUAAGAUAUUUGCUUGAAUUCAUUUUUCCCCCCAUUGCUGUCGUUUACCUUUCAGAGAGACUAGGAAUGUACAAAGCUAUACUGAUUUCCACUUCUUUAUUUUAAACUGCAUGCAAACAACCGUCUCUUUCAAUAAGCAAGGUUGAUUUUCAUAUCCGGUUCCUAGAAUGUGGCAGCUGUUCAACUGCCAUAACUCUGCUGGUGAGGGCUCAUUAAAUUGCCGCUACAAUUCUGAAUCUGAUCCUUAGGACAGUCAUUGAAAUUGGUGGGAAUUGCUGCUGAACCAUGCACUCCUGCAGUCUAAUCCUGGGUAUAUUUGCUCAGAAGUAAGUUCCAGUGGGUGGAUUGUUUAAUGUAUUAAUUUCAUUUGUGAAUUGCUUCUCCCAAAGUAUUCCAAAGUGAUGCAACUAUUAAAAACACCUGCAAUUAAAAACAUAUAUAGACUAGUAGGGUUUACUCCCAGGUACUUGUCCAUAAUCUUACAAGUUCCAUGGAUUUCAAUGGGAGGGAAAUUCAUGCAUUUGCUUAGCCCAUUCCUUUUGAAAUGAAUUGGACUGAAAGGGGCUUAUUCUUGAGUAAAGCGUUUAAAGCUUUGAGCGAUAGGCUGCUGUGAUAAGUACACAUACAGACACAUUCCACGCAUGUUUCCUUGGAAGUAAUUUCUACUGAGUACACUGGCUUACUCCUAAGUAAACAGGGUUGGAGCCUGGCUAGAAAAUAAAUAUGGUUGUGUCUUAGUUCUCACAAACAGCAAACAAGCUGGUGGUGAAUCUACACGAACACAUCAGUGCUGCUUGAUUCACUCCCCUCAUACAGAAAACUGGCAUGUUGGCGCUGGCGUGUGUGUAAGUGUGGAGCAGCCUUUUCCCCAAAAUGCCUGGGUUUUUUAUGCUUAGGGAAUAGAGGAGUAUGCAAUGCUGUGAGCCCACCGCUAGCGUUUCUCAAGUGGUGCAGUUGAGAACCCCAUUUGCCACCUCCGCGCAUUUGUGAGAACAAGAAGGAAGUUUCUAAUUAAUGCAUUUAGCUUUUGCGGCUGGGCAGUCGCUUGUAAUCUCAGUGUUGAUCCAAAGGCAGUAUUGAAGAAGCCAAGUCUAUAAUACAGAGACAGGUAUGUGGGGCAAAUUUCAAAUCUACCUGUGACAUGUGUUGCAUCGCUCUCUUUUUUACAUUGUUACAUGAUUUGCAUCACACACGUUUAUAAGCAGAAAUCGCAUUUACUUUGGAUGCUGCAGAUGUUGCAGGGUUGCAGGAAACAAAAGUGAAUAUGUUGCUCUUUCUGGCCAGUAACUUAAGUAGCAGCAAAAGGAAACUGCGCAGAAUGUUGAUGCCGCUCUCUAUACUGGCUCUUAACAGAAUUCUAAUAAACUAAUUUUAAGCGAAGCUAUUUUAUCAGGUCUUGGUAAUCCGCAUAGUAAGUUCUAUGCUUAGUUUUGCUUGUGAAAUCUAAUUACUUCAGCUAGGUCUGAUAAAAUACUGUAACAACUUAGCAAAGCAAUAUUGUGCAUGUUUACUUGGAUACAGAUCCCAGUGUGUUAAUGGCUCUCAUUCCUAUGUAGGUGAGCAUAGGGACUGAAGCCUAGUUAUCAUAGUUCAGCAUCCUGCAGAACUUAAUUUUACAGUUGUCCUCAGUUCUGGUGUUUUUAAAGUGUCCCUACUUAAUUUUAGGUAAAGCUAAGUCUCUUCAAGCUUCCCCCCCCCCACUUGCCUAUUUAAAAGUCAACCCCCUAUUUUAAGGCUCAGGGGUAAAUAGAAACUAUACUACAGUUUGCUUGUUAGCUUUUAAAGACAUAAUUGCUCUAACUGUAAUCACGUUCUGCUAAAUGUAACUUAAAGAUUACAAGUGCAUGAGAAGAAUUUUUGAAUACAGGAGGUACCAGUUUUAAAAUAAUUUUAAUAAUGGUGUAUUUGUUGGGCCAAUUUGAAACACUAUGGGAUUUUCACAGACACAUCUAUGUUUCUAAGAACAGGGCUUUGCUAUGCUUCCUGAGACAGUUCCUGGGCUAUUUUCAGAAACUGUUACGGAGAACACUUGGCACUACUGGGUUUCCGUUCCACUCCUCUCUCAAGCAAUACUGUCAUGUAAAUUUUAGAUUGUUCUAUGUAAAGCAUGUACCAGCCAAACAAAUGCAUAUGUGAACAGAUGUUGAAAAUAAAUGCAGUGAAAAUGAGCUUGUUCGAAGGCUUUGAAUAGUGUUGAGUGCUCCAGAAUGCAUAUGUGAUUUGGACCGACUUGAAUCAAAUGUGUCUUCCAUUAAAAUACCAAGCAAAUUUACAGUGUCUAAUGAAUAAAGAGUGCUCUUGUAUCUGUUUAUUGGCUGAAGUGAGAAUGGCCAUCUCAGAAGGAACCAAAAUAACCUGCAAUGUUAGUUUAAUAAAAGAACUUGUUCACUUUGCUGUUUUACUUGAGCUACGCUCUCUUGGUUGCUUUGCUGUGCAUCUGUUAUAAAAUGGCACAUGGGCUUAUUUUAUUGUUUCCUAAAUGAUACGCACCCAGAAUUGUUUGGCAUGCAAUAGGAGGACUGAUAUUUGAGCUUAGUGUGUUGUGCAUGUUUUAGAGGAGUAACAAAAAGGUCCUUUUUUAAAAGAAAAAUCUCACUAUGAAGCAGAAUGGCAAUAUACAGUAUAUACCAGUAUUUUCCAUAGCAGCUCAAAAUGUGUUUGUAGUUCCCACACAAAAAAAGUACAGUUUGAAAUUAUUUAUUCGUCUCUUCCCCCUUCCCCUGGAGCUUGUAUUUUCUGAUGCUGUAGCUAUUCAGUGUGUUUUGACACAGGGAAUGUUCUUUGACAGAUGACAGAGCUUAGAAGGGAUUAUAAGGUGUAUAACAUCAGUUCUGCAAGGGACUGAGUUGUGGGGGUUUUUUAAUAGAUUGGAAAAUAUUUAUACCAUUUCAUCUAUACGGGGGAACUUAAAUCAGGUUCAUUUGCUAAUUUGGAAUUGUCAAAUACAAUGCGCUUCUUAAGUUACAAGGCAUCAGAAUCUGUGGAUCUUAUUAUAUACUCACUUAUGCCAGUGAUGUGAUGGGCACUGGAUGCUGUAAUCACAGUGCUAUAAAGUUGAAAAAUAUAUCUGCGGCCAACUAGAAUCCAGCCUAGCUAUGGUAACAUUUGGAGCAUGCAAUUCAUUUGAGCAACUUGUUUUGUUUGCCAAAUAAUUAUUUACAUUUAGUAGACAUUAUCUGGAUCUUCAAAUUAAAUCUUUGCCGCAAUCUGAACGCACCAGCUCCUUAGCUGAUGCAGUAGUUCACGGGACAUCCUAUAGUCAACAAAGUUGAUGUGUCCUUUCCACACUUGGUGUACAUUGCCCUCUCCAUGCAAUGCAAAGGCACAGAGCUCUCUAAUGAUGGGUCCCUCUGGCUGCACCAAUAACCUCUAGGCAGCCGCAUCCAUCGCCAGCUAUGCUUCUGCCUUGCUUUCUCUGCCUGUUGUGUAUUCUGCUGCAGAAUAGUCUCAGAAAGCAGAGGACUGAUGGAAAUGGUGGCUCCUGUUAUAUUAGAAGCC
Molecule: messenger RNA, 6242 nt
Organism: Podarcis raffonei (Aeolian wall lizard)
Lineage: Eukaryota; Metazoa; Chordata; Lepidosauria; Squamata; Lacertidae
Gene: TPBG
Product: trophoblast glycoprotein
Exons: 2
Coding region: 661-1842 (393 amino acids)
Biological process (GO): negative regulation of canonical Wnt signaling pathway
Cellular component (GO): plasma membrane
Molecular function (GO): protein binding
Source: RefSeq, a predicted model, not a curated record